Messenger RNA from Nelumbo nucifera (sacred lotus), 4614 nucleotides. Its product is annotated as RAD3-like DNA-binding helicase protein. The record is from RefSeq and is a predicted model, not a curated record. Gene Ontology annotation, cellular component: nucleus. NCBI's taxonomy places the organism in Eukaryota, Viridiplantae, Streptophyta, Magnoliopsida, Proteales, Nelumbonaceae. Gene Ontology annotation, molecular function: hydrolase activity, acting on acid anhydrides, in phosphorus-containing anhydrides; DNA helicase activity; ATP binding. Gene Ontology annotation, biological process: double-strand break repair involved in meiotic recombination; nucleotide-excision repair.
UCCCUCCAUCCAAAAAUCCCAAACCCCGGUUCAAACAAUUCCCGCCAAAAUCGUAAUAAAUCUUCCAUUUCUUUCCUGCUCUUCUCCCAUGUAUAAAAAGCUCACCUUCAUCUUGAAAGUUGAAACCUUUCUUACAAGCUGAAAAACGCCUCUGCACACGCUAUCUAAAGCUAAUUCAAAGCAGACAUGGAAUCAGCAGCUCCAAAACCAAACGCUAAUUCUAAGAACCAAAGCCCUAACAUCCACCAUAUUGGUGGAAUCCCCGUAGAGUUUCCUUACAAGCCGUACGGUUCCCAGCUCGCGUUCAUGGCUAGAGUCAUCUCAACCCUAGAUCGCGCUCAGAGACAAGGCCACUGCCACGCAUUGCUCGAGUCGCCUACCGGCACCGGAAAAUCGUUGUCUCUCCUUUGUUCCACCCUCGCGUGGCAGCAGCAUUACCGAUCGAGGAAUGUAAAUGCCAGUCUUCCUCAUGCGAAGCCCGCUCCAGAGACAUUCGCUUAUGGUGGUGGUGGAUUUAUUCCUGAAACGGAGUCUUCAAGUAAUAUUGUAUCUGAAAACGUGGAGGCAGCUCCAUCAGCAACUAAUUCUAAGAGUUCAAAGAAAAAGACAGUACCCACCAUCAUUUAUGCCUCGAGGACACAUUCGCAAAUUAGUCAACUGAUUCGUGAAUACCGCAAAACAUCUUAUCGUGUGCCAAUGGCAGUUUUGGCAUCACGGAAACACUACUGUACCAACAAACGUUUACGUGGGAAAGAGAAUGUUCAAGAAGAAUGUAAGCUGCUUUUGAAGGACCAAGUCAUAGGAUGUCCAGAAUUCAAGAAUGCACAUAAAGUCAAAUAUCAUCCAUCCCUCCAGAAAGGUGGAUGCUAUGAAGUCCAUGAUAUUGAAGAUGUUGUGAAAGUUGGGCAACUGGUCAAAGGCUGUUCGUACUUUGGAGCAUGGGGUCUGUCAGAAGAUGCUUGGUUAAUUUUCUGUCCAUAUAAUUAUGUCAUCAGUCCAAUAAUUCGGAGAGGAAUGGAAGUGGAUCUUAAAGGAGCAAUUGUGAUUCUUGAUGAAGCCCACAACAUAGAGGACAUGGCACGUGGUGCUGGUAGUGUGGAAGUUGAAGAAGAUAUGCUGUACACAUUGCAGAUGGAGUUGGGGCAAUUGUCCUUGGCUGAUGCAGUGACUUAUCAACCAUUACAUGAGACAAUUCAGGGAAUCAUCAGUUGGAUGGGCAGCAGAAAAUGUACCUUAGAGAAGCGUGAAUUUCAGCGUUUUUGCUCAUGUUGGACUGGUGAUAAGGCUUUAGUCGAGCUUCAAGAAGCUGGUAUUUCUCAGCAGUGUUUUCCAAUCUUGAAACAGUGUGCUAACAAAGCAAUCAGAGCUGCAUCAGAUGCAGAGUCAGAGGGACCUCAUUUAAGUGGCAUGUCAGUGGCAAUACUAGAAGGGCUCUUCUGUUCCCUUAGUUAUUUUUUCUCUGAAAAUGGGCUUCAUGUGCCUGAUUAUCAGCUUGCAUUACAGCAAUAUGUCAAAAGAGACGCUGGGCAUGCUUCUAGUGGCUGGACAUAUUCCUUGAGUCUUUGGUGUUUGAAUCCUGCUGUUGUAUUCAAGGAAAUUGCUGAUCUAUCUAUGUCAGUGAUUCUUACAUCAGGGACAUUGUCCCCAAUGGGAUCUUUCUCAUCUGAACUUGGUGUUCAGUUUGAAACUUGUAUGGAGGCUCCACAUGUAAUUGAUGUGGAAUCACAGCUUUGGGCUGCUGCUAUUUCUACUGGUCCAGGGAAUUACCCAUUGAAUGCUAGUUACAAAACAGCUGAUGGAUAUGCUUUCCAGGAUGCACUUGGUGCUUCUGUAGAGGAAAUUUGCAAGAUUGUGCCAGCUGGUGCUCUUGUUUUCUUCCCCAGCUAUAAAUUGAUGGAAAAGCUAUGCAAUCGUUGGCGUGAAACAGGUCAAUGGUCUCGAUUAAAUGCACAAAAGACUCUAUUUGUUGAGCCUAGAGGAAACCAAGACGAGUUUGAGCCUGUUUUGAAGGGUUAUUAUGAUGCAAUUCAUGGUGGUACUAGACUUUCUUCUGGUAAAAGCAGAAGAGGAAAAAAGCAGGGCACCAAUCACUCUGAUUUGGCAUCCCCACAAAAUUGUUCAAAAAGGGGUGCUGCUUUUCUUGCUGUUUGCCGGGGAAAGGUCUCAGAAGGAAUUGACUUUUCUGAUGAAAAUGCUCGGGUAGUUAUAAUUGUUGGCAUUCCAUUCCCAAACAUAAAUGAUAUGCAAGUUGCACAAAAAAAGAAAUAUAAUGACACCUACAGGUUAUCAAAGAACCUUCUAAGUGGGAGUGAGUGGUACUGUCAACAAGCAUUUCGUGCUUUAAACCAGGCAGCAGGUCGUUGCAUACGCCAUAGGUUUGACCAUGGAGCUAUCAUCUUAAUGGAUGAACGGUUUAGGGAAGAAAGGAAUAUGGCAUACAUCUCAAAGUGGCUAAGGAAAUCCAUCAAACAGUAUGACAACUUCAACAUGUUUUUGGAGGGACUGAGAUCCUUUUCCCAAGAUGCUAAGGAACAGUUGGGUCAAAAAGUAAUGGAAGCAGUAGAAAAUUCAGUUUUGAAUGAUGAAAAUGCCCAUUCCACAAAACAAAAACUGUUGAGCAAGGCAGGUCCCAAAAAGAAAAAUCAGAUGAUGGACAAAUCAAAUCAUUAUAAUGGCUGGGGCAUAGUUUCUAACAAUAUAACAGCAACUGAAAAGUCUGGUCAUCUGUCACAAAUUUUAACUUGGGAUUAUACCAAUUCUUCCCAAUUUAAAGAUCAUGACAUUGUUGAAGCAGCUGAACCUGUUCAGGUGGAUGAUAAAGCUACGGCUAUUCAGCACAAUAUUGACCCAAAAUAUUUGAGGAGUCCUGAUAUUUUUGUAGUCAAGGAGACACCAGAAAUGAGUGAGGCAAUCAAUAUUUCUAGCCCUGGAGCCCUCUCUAAAGAGAAUUCAGAUUCAACUAUAGUUCAGGCCUCAACUGAUUCUCCAGGCCAACUAUCCUGCCAUUCAGCAUCCUACACAAAUUCAAGCAGAAAUGUUUCCAAGGUUACAUGUAGUUUGGUGGUUACUCCUGAAAGAAAUAUCAAUGGGCACAUAGAAUCAUCUUUGAACUUGAGUGUAAAUUCCCACACCCAGAAACGAAGAAUUGAGUGUAUUAGGAACUUCACUGCAUCUAGAGAUGUGGACCAAAGCAUCGAGUUUAGUAUGGAUGCCGAUAACUCAGAGUGUAAAUACACAGAUUAUAGUUAUGGUGCAUCAUCUUUAUCUUCUGAUCCUACUAUGGAAAGGAAACUUCACAUCUGUUGCUCAAUUUGCAGAACUCCCCUGGGUUUGCCUGAGAACAAUUUCCUUGUUGUAUGUUUGUUGACUUUGUCUUCAAAAUUUCAUGUGGCAUCUCUUGUCAAAGGUGGACUAGAUUCUCCAUCCAGAAAUGGACCAGGUGUUCCAGUUGUCAUUUCUGAGGUUUCAUCUGUUGAUCAGCGACUCUGUAAUAGGCCUGCUAACAAAAGUGCUUCAAAGCAUGGUGUCUGGUGUGAGGAAGAUGGUUGCGUUUUCAAUACCAUUUUCUGCCCCUUCUGCGGUCCCCCAAGUUUCUGUCUUGGGCUGCAAAUUGUGGCAGCUGAUGCACAAAAUGUUCAUCUACUUAACAGGAUAAUGUUUUUUCUUGAACGUUUGGAAAUCAAGGAUCCUGAUACACAAAAAGAGGAGAAUAUCUUGCCACGUAGUCACUUUGAUGUUGGCCAGACUGUAGUUUUGCCUUUGAAUGAUAAAUUCUCUUGCUCUCCACCACAACCGAAUUCUGGAGGUUGGAGGACCAAAAGAGCCAAGCUUAAAUUAGCUAAGAAAGGUCUGCUUUCUAAAUCAAAGGAUCAGGGUUGACCUAAACAAGAGAUUCUGCACAGAUCUGAAUUAUCUGUUUAAAUGGUAAACCUAAAUUUGGCAAACCCUCCACCUAUUUCUCUGUCCUGCAAAUGGUGAAAAUACAAGGUCAAAUAAAACUCCAGAGGUGGUUUUGUUGAAAGCUUGAUAGUUCACACUGGUGGUGUGACUAAUUUUUCUAAUUUUUUCAGGCCUAAGUCAUGGUCCUUGUGAAUUGAGAAUAGAAAGAGGAUCUUUAACUGCUGCAUUACAUGAUACCAAGUCUAACUCUCUCAAGACCCUGGAUAACCGGAACCAGGUAAUGAUUUUUUGUUGACGUCUGCAUUACAAUACAUCUGACCGAAGCUGGUGCCUCUGUUGUGGCUGUGACCUCAUUUUUGCUGACGGAUAAGUUUUAUCUGUAAUAUUUGUUUUGUAUUCCAAUUAUCAAUAGCCUCUGGCUUCCGGAAGUCGAUAAUCUUGGCUGUCCAUAAGCGCUGGUAAGCUAAAUGGGAGCUUGGUGUUGCCUUCCCCCUGCUGGUGAUUUAAACACGGGAAGGGGAAUGUUAUGAAUGUCAAGGGUGUCCAAGGGGGGAAAGGGAAUGUCAGUUACAUGUAUUUAAGUGCAUGAAUAACAAGUCUUCUCUGAAUAUUUUUGUUUAUAGUAGAGAUGUAUCUUUUUUAUAUCUUAUUUGGAGGAAUUGAGGUAGGUUAUGUUGGGUCUGAUUUUGUAAUGUCAUUUUAAUAUUCUUGGGA